Entamoeba invadens IP1 is the source of this 1017-nucleotide messenger RNA. RefSeq lists its product as hypothetical. The transcript has a single exon. The coding region runs from base 1 to 1017 and encodes 338 amino acids. The record is from RefSeq and is a predicted model, not a curated record. NCBI's taxonomy places the organism in Eukaryota, Evosea, Mastigamoebida, Endamoebidae.
AUGGGACUCCUCGAUGGAUAUUCACUAAUGAUAGUAGCCAAAUAUUUUCGUUCAAUUUCCGACUUUAUGAACAUCGAAAUGGUCAAUUCAAAAUACCGAAACACAGCAGCACGAUUUCACAUCAACCCCAUUCCCCUCACACAAAAGAUACUCAAACAUUUUCCCCGUCUUGAAUCACUCAACAUUUGGGAAGAAUGUGAAGAGACUUUUGGCAACAAUAUUUUUGGCACCAAACAAACAACUCAUACUACUGACGUGACAAAACUGAACUUUUAUCGUGUUAUCGUUUGGUGCAAAGUGACGUACUCUUUCUAUGAGUCACGACAACCAACAAACUGCAUAUACAAGAACAUUUCAUAUGGAGUUGAUGAUAGAUACACAAUAGACGAUCCAAUAGCUCUAGAAGUCACUUCAUACGAUGCAGAAUGUUUUGGAUAUGAAGAAGUCACUUCAAUUGAAAUUCCUGACAAAGUUACGUCACUUGGUGAGGAAUGUUUCAGACAGUGCUCAGCACUUUCUUCCAUUAAAUUACCUAAUAAUUUGCAAAACCUCUCAAGUUUCUGUUUCUGUGAGUGUAGUGCACUUGAAAAUCUUGUGAUUCCAAAAGGAGUAAAUCAUAUUGGCAAUGGCUGUUUUGCGAAGUGUGUAAAUUUGAAGAGAGUUUCGCUUCCAGAUGAAAUAACAGAAAUACCAAAAGGAUGUUUUUCUGAGUGUGGAGCGCUUAGUGAAAUAACUAUUCCAAGUGGUGUCACAAGAAUUGAGAUAUAUGCUUUUUCUGAGUGUACUUCUUUAAAAAGUGCCAUAGUUAAUGACGGAAUUGUUGAGAUAGGAGAAAGAGCUUUUGUGAAUUGUCGGAACUUGAAAAUGGCCAAAUUUGGGAAAAACGUCAAAAUCAUAGAAAGACAUGCUUUUGAAAAGUGUUUUUCUUUAAAAUCAAUUGUAUUGCCUACGUGUGUUGAAGAAAUGGGGGAUUGUGCUUUCCCUCCGUGCACUGAAGUUGUUAAAAAAUAUUUGUAA